ACUUUCCCUGAGGGAAGGGGAAACCUUUCUAUGACGGACCAGAAGUUGGGGCUGGGAGGCGGAAGUUCCGUUUGGACUCGGAGGCGAUGAUGAGCUUCGAGUGGCCCUGGCAGUACAGUUUCCCGCCUUUCUUCACGUUACAGCCCAAUGUGGACACAAGGCAGAAACAGCUGAUCGCUUGGUGUUCCUUAGCCCUGUCUUAUUGCCGUGUCAACAAGCUCUACACCAUGACAGUCGCAGAAGCCCAGGAGAGCCCUUUGUUCAACAAUUGGAAACUGCAGCGAAAACUCUCAUUGGAAUCCAUACUUGUUGUAUUAGAGGAACUCAGGAAAAAAGGCAAUCUUGAAUGGCUUGACAAGAACAAAUCUAGCUUUCUGAUCAUGUGGAGACGUCCGGAAGAAUGGGGAAAACUCAUCUAUCAGUGGGUGUCAAAGAAUGGACUUACCAACUCAGUUUUCACGCUAUAUGAACUAUCCAAUGGGGAGGACACAGAAAAUGAAGAGUUCCAUGGUUUGGAGGAAUCGAUGCUGCUCCGUGCUCUGCAAGCAUUACAGCAGGAACACAAAGCCGAAAUCAUCACCCUGGAUGAUGGACGAGGUGUCAAGUUCUUCUAACCAAGAUGCUGCUCUGGGCAAACACAUUUUCUGGGUUGAAGGGCUUCUCUGUGCUCUGGUUUUCUUGCAUUGAAGGCCGAAACAUCAAAAUGUUGUCUUGAUGGCUCAGCAUCUGACUCUGUGUUUCUCCUUGCUGUUGCUGCUGUAGCUUCCAUUCCUUUGAGGGCUUGUGGUGUUAAAUGAUGCUUUGAAUAGAUCUAUUGGGAAACCAGAGUAUUCACUGGGUUGAGUCAACAUGAAGCAAAUUUUGGCUUUUUGAUUUUGACCUUCCAACUGCAGGAACUUGUUGCUUGCAGUACCGAGCCACAAUUUUGGGAUCAAAAAUACAGUUCCUUCCCUCUUGUGGGCCAGGAGGCCACGCAGACUGGGCUGUCCACAGUAGGAUGAGACAUUAAGGACUUUGGAUAAAAAUUAAACAACACAUUAUUUCCUAGAA
Messenger RNA from Anolis sagrei ordinatus, 1050 nucleotides. RefSeq names its product vacuolar protein sorting 25 homolog (gene VPS25). Lineage: Eukaryota; Metazoa; Chordata; Lepidosauria; Squamata; Anolidae. Gene Ontology annotation, cellular component: ESCRT II complex. Gene Ontology annotation, biological process: protein transport to vacuole involved in ubiquitin-dependent protein catabolic process via the multivesicular body sorting pathway. The record is from RefSeq and is a predicted model, not a curated record. Gene Ontology annotation, molecular function: structural molecule activity; protein homodimerization activity.